AUUACCGUCCACCUCAAAUGAUCCCACCCAUCAAAGGAGGGGGUCCGAUGGGAGGGGGGGGCUCGUCCUCUUCGUCCACCAGCCGGGCCACCACCACGAGGUCUCCCCCCUUCUACACCACGCCGAGGCCUCUCCUCACCACCUCCCCCGGCCAGCGGUAUCGGACCACCACCACCGUCCGCCAGCCCAUCUUGAUCGCAGCCGGAGGUUCGUCGGACGACACCAAUCAGAUUCCCGACUCCAAUCAGAAAGGCGGGCGCUCCCCUCCCGUGCAGGCCGCUCCCGCUGUCCCGCAGCCCCCCGCCCUGCCGCCCCAAGACUUCUGUAGUCCGAGGGUCAUGGCGGACAUAUCGUGGCCUCGGACGCAGCAAGGCCAGAUGGCCAAGCAGCCCUGCCCUGUCGGGACUCUGGGCGUGGCUACAUACAUGUGCGUGGCCCAUUUGGGCUACUGGGAUCCCCAAGGCCCCGACCUCAGCAACUGCACGUCACCUUGGGUCAACCACAUCAUGCAGAAACUCCGCUCAGGCGAGACGGCGGCCAUCGUGGCCAGGGAGCUGGCAGAGCAGACCAAAGGACUCCUGCGUCCUGGGGAUGUGCCCUCCACCGUACGGGCCAUGGCCCAACUGGUGGAACUCCUGGACGUCCAGCUCAGAAACCUCACUCCAGGGGGCAAGGACAGCGCGGCCCGCAGCCUCACCAAGGCUAUGGUGGAGACGGUCAAUAAUUUGCUCCAUCCGCGAGCGCAGUCUGCCUGGAAGGAGCUGCCCACCAGCGAGCAGCUGCAUUCGGCCACCCUGCUCCUGGACACGGUGGAAGCGGGUGCUUUCAUGCUGGCCGACAACCUCCUGAAGACCGACACCGUGCAGGAGACCACCGACUAUAUCCAGCUGGAGGUGGCCAGGCUGAGCACGGACGGCAACCUCGCAGACCUGAUGUUCCCUCAGUCAGAACAACACGGAAACUCCAUCCAGCUGUCAGCCAGCACUCUCAAACAGCACGGCCGAAAUGUCUAUCCCAAUUACUCCGUGAUCGUCAACUCCCCGGUCAUCACGGCAUCCAUUAACAAGGAGAGCAAUAAGGUUUACCUGUCGGAGCCCGUGGUCUUCACUGUCAAACACCUGCAGCACUCGGAGAAGAAUUUCAAUCCCAACUGCUCCUUUUGGAGCUACUCCAAGCGCACCAUGACGGGAUUCUGGUCCACGCAGGACUGUCGUCUUCUAUUCACCAAUCGCACACACACCAGCUGCUCCUGCACCCACCUGACCAGCUUUGCCGUGCUCAUGGCCCACGUGGAGGUCAAGAAAACUGACAGUAUGCACGACGUGCUCCUGGAUGUCAUCACGUGGGUGGGCAUCCUGCUGUCGCUGGUUUGCCUGCUUAUCUGCAUCUUCACCUUUUGCUUCUUCAGAGGGCUACAGAGCGACCGUAACACCAUUCACAAGAACCUCUGUAUCAGUCUGUUCAUCGCCGAGUCGUUAUUCCUGGUUGGGAUCAACAAGGCCGAUCAGCCGAUUGUCUGCGCAGUCUUCGCGGCCUUGCUCCAUUUCUUCUUCUUGGCAGCGUUCACCUGGAUGUUCCUGGAAGGGGUGCAGCUCUACAUCAUGCUGGUGGAGGUGUUCGAGAGCGAGCACUCCAGGACUAAGUACUUCUACCUGGCAGGAUAUGGAGUGCCUGCUGUCAUAGUGGCUGUCUCUGCUGCGGUGGACUACAGGAGCUAUGGCACCGAUAGAGUGUGCUGGCUGCGGCUGGAUACAUACUUCAUUUGGAGCUUCAUAGGGCCCGCUACACUCAUCAUUAUGUUAAAUGUAAUCUUCCUCGGUAUUGCCCUCUACAAGAUGUUCCACCACACAGCCAUCCUUAAGCCAGACUCUGGAUGUCUUGACAACAUCAAGUCAUGGGUCAUCGGCGCCAUAGCCCUGCUGUGUCUGCUCGGCCUCACCUGGGCCUUCGGCCUAAUGUACAUCAACGAGAGCACCGUGAUCAUGGCCUACCUGUUUACCAUCUUCAACUCGCUGCAGGGAAUGUUCAUCUUCAUCUUCCACUGCAUCUUACAGAAAAAGGUGCGCAAAGAGUACGGCAAAUGUCUGCGCACUCACUGCUGCAGCGGCAAGAGCGUGGAGACCUCCAUCUCCUCCUCCAGUAAGACCACCACCUCGCGGACGCCGGGCCGCUACUCCACAGGCUCACAGGUGAGCUUACCUGCCUGCACAGCCGGACGCUACAGCACAGCCGACUCACAGAGCCGCAUCAGGAGGAUGUGGAACGACACCGUGAGGAAACAGGAGUCCUCCUUCAUCACCGGAGACAUCAACAGCUCCGCCACGCUCAACAGAGGAGCCAUGGCUAAUCAUCUUAUAACUAAUGCUCUCCUUCGUCCCCAUGGUACUAACAACCCUUAUAACACUCUCCUGGGGGAUUCUGCAGUCUAUAACAACCCAGCCGUGGGCAUGUACAACACCCAAGAGGGCAUCUUGAACAACGCAAGAGACUCCAGUGUCAUGGAUACGCUCCCUCUGAAUGGCAACCAUGCAAACAACUACAGCAUGGCCAGCAGCGAGUACCUGAGUGACUGCGUUCAGAUUCUAGAUCGCAGCAGCGGCUACGGCACCCACAGCAACCACAAGGAGACCACCUUGGAGAAGAAGAUCCUGAAGGAGCUGACCUCCAACUACAUCCCGCCUUACCUCAACAACCACGAGCGGGCGACGACCGAGCGCAGCCACAACCUGAUGAACAAGCUGGUCAACAGCAGCCUGGCCAACGGAGGGAGCCUGCCCGGGGGCAGCAGCAGCAGCAGCAGCAGCGGGGUCGGCGGCUGCGUGGGCAGCGGCAAAGAGGACAACAGUCCCAUGGUGCUGGACAACCCGGCCGCCUUCCCCCACGAGGAGAACCUGGGCCUGGAGAUCAUCCGAGAGGAAUCCAACGCGCCGCUCCUGCCGCCGCGGCCCCCUCCCCCGGACAGCCACCCGCCGCCGCCGCCGCCCCCGCACAGCUUCUCCCGCCAGCGGCGCAUUCCCCAGGAGCCCAGCGAGAGCUUCUUCCCCCUGCUGACCAGCGAGCACACGGAUGAGCACACGCACUCGCCCAACCACAGAGACUCCCUCUACACCAGCAUGCCAGUGCUGACGGACCUCCCCGACGGGCAGAUGAACGGUCUAACGGACGGCGAGGAGGACAGCUCCGGGGAGCUGCAGCCCUGCAAGAGCGCCACCGCUCCGGAGCUGGACGACGUCUACUACAAGAGCAUGCCAAACCUGGGCUCCAGGAACCACCUCCACGAGCUGCAGAGCUACUACCACAUGGGUCGCGGCGGCAGCGACGGAUACAUGGUGUCCGGGAGCAAGGACGAGUCCGACUCGUCCCCCGAGGAGCCGCCCGUGGACCCUUCCCACCUUGUUACCAGUCUA
Messenger RNA from Menidia menidia (Atlantic silverside), 3407 nucleotides. The record is from the annotation of a GenBank genome assembly. Lineage: Eukaryota; Metazoa; Chordata; Actinopteri; Atheriniformes; Atherinopsidae.